Molecule: messenger RNA, 447 nt
Organism: Trypanosoma conorhini
Lineage: Eukaryota; Euglenozoa; Kinetoplastea; Trypanosomatida; Trypanosomatidae
Product: antigen 2
Exons: 1
Coding region: 1-447 (148 amino acids)
Source: RefSeq, a predicted model, not a curated record
AUGAGCAUUCCAGAGUGGGCGCAAAGCGAAGAAUCCAUUGAUGAGGCGAAGAGUUACUUGCGCCAGGGAAACUCAGUGGAUUUCUUUGAGCUGGUAUCCAGCUCGAUUCUCCGAGAGCACCCUAACGAUAUUGCUGCCUACUGUUUAGAGUUGGUGCGGGCGAUUGCCGACGGUAAAGAGGCCCCAACUGGUGGUGGUGCUCACACCAAGAAAGUAGAAGACAAUAGAUAUGUGCGAGAAAAUAACAUUUGCGAGUUCCUCAAUGACUGGAUUCUUGCAUUGUUGAAGGAGCGUCCCAACACCGAUAGUGACCGUGUCGAGUUCCACAAACGCUUCUUGGAAUCGGUGAUCGCUGGUGGGAGCGAUCAUAAUGGGGGCACCGCGAGUGAAGCGGAGGAAGAACCGCAAGGCAGGGAAGACAAAAACCACACUGCAGAUAAUUUGUGA